AGUCUAGCACACCACACGGCCAGGGACAGGGGUUCAGGCGGGCUACACACGGCCAGGGAUAGGGGUUCAGGCGGGCUGGUGGCACUGGCACACACACAGGAUGGUACCUGACUGCAUGCAUGGGCACUCAGCUGCAGUGCCAGCACAGACAGCCCUGUGCUAGGGUGUAAGGCUGGCAUGGCACUGAAGGAUUCUGCAACCAGAGAAUGAAGGGGGAGCUCAGCAGGUUGCACUGUGGCAUUGCUGAUAGCAGGAACUGUGCUGGAGAGGAGAUGCCAGACCUGGGGGCUAUGCAUGGGGCAUAGCAGUGGGGUGCCCCCUUCUGGAUCUCCAGAUACCCUUCUUCUUGCACUCAGCGAAAAUUAAGGCAGCACUUGCUGGCACCGGACCUCGGUAAUUCCAAACUGAGUGUGAUGAGAGCAGAGAGGGAGGGGAGAGAGGCAGAGCCUGGGAGUGUAGUGCUCACUAAUGUGACUGUGUGAGAGAGUGCUGUGGCUGGCCCCGGGGGAUCCUGCACACAGGAGCAGCAGGGCACUGAGUGCCCCCUGCCCCCGUCACCCGGCGCUGCUGGGAGCAUUAUGUGGGUGUUGCUUUAUGUGGAAGGAAGUAAGGGGAGAGUUUAGGUAGGAAAUGCAAAGGGAGGAGACUGGUCCUAUAUAAAUGCAGUGUGUGGGGACUGCGGGAGUUACAUGGAGGAGAGGGGGAGCCCCCCCAUGCUGCUGAGCUCACGCUGAGUAAGUGGGGAGUGUCCAAGACUGGUAGCAGCUCAUCAUAUAACUAAUCUACUCCUCACCAACUACACACAAGAGCCCAGGAGAAGGAGGUGCCACUCCGAUUCAGAGGUGUCCUCCUGUGGCUGCUGGACUCAAUGGGAGCAGAGCCUCUCAUGCAGGGGGACAGCAGCCGGACGUGGAUUGCUUCUGAGUGGGGCAUGGCUUGUCGGAGACCCCUGUAGUCGCACCUGCACGAGCCCUCCACGUGGGACUAUUCUCCCCCCUGCUGAUCCGCGCCGGGAGCCCGGACAUGGAGCUACAGGUCCUGUGUGCAGCUCUCUUCUGGCUGCUGCUGCCUCUAUCCCUCCUGGCAGCCUGUGUAUUUCGUUACAACUUGCUGUCCCUGGUCUACCUGUUGUUCCUACUACUAUUACCAUGGUUCGCUGGUCCCACCGCCCACAGCAUGAAAGGUCACACUGGACGUCUGCUGAAAUUCCUGCUCACCACCAGCAUCCUCUUCCUGUGUGCCCACCUCACCUUCCAAGUCUGUCUCCAUACAGUGCCUGGUCUGGAGGACCUGCUGGGCCACAACUGCAGCGAUUGGGAAGUUCUCGCACAUCAUGUUGGCGUCACCCGGUUACCCAUCUACGAUAUCGCCAACACAGUGCGGCUGGUGUCCCCAGAUUUCGGCAUGUUCCUGGUGUCUGCUGUGUGCCUCGGCUUGUGCAACCGCCUGGUGUCUCGGCAAAGCUCUCAGCCAUCAAGUGAGAGGCCCCACAGGUCCUCUGAUCUCACGGAGCAGGCUGAAGAUGAGCAGAGGGUGACUGAGGCCGGCGAUGAAGAGGCUGAGGACGCUGAAGACAUUCAGGCCUCUCUGCAGGAUGGGGUGUUGGCCUCACGGAUCAAGGAGGCUGCUCACAAACUACUUGAGGCGGUGGGGAAGUCACUGGCACUCAUGCUGCUGGCGCUGGCAGGUAUCACCGUCCCUUCUGCCUUCUCUGCGGUCUACUACCUAGCCUUCGUGGGCCUCUGCACGUGGUGGGCAUGCCACUUUCCCAUCAGCUACGUGGGAUUAAACACUCUCAGCGUAAUGGUUGGCUUUUUUGCUGGCGGUCAUGUGAUCUGUCUGUAUGGCUACCAAACACCCUAUAUUCAAAACCUCUUCCCACCAACGGAACUAUGGGCAAGGAUUUUUGGCCUGAGUGACAUAAUUGUUUACUCUAACUGCACGGGCAGCAUUGAUGACCUCAUUCUGAACCAGAGCCAUGAUUGGCCGGUGUAUGUGAAUCCGGGGAUUUUGCUACUGCUGUACUACGCGCUCAUCUCACUGCUGAAGCUGAAGAAUUCCAGCACGGUGGAAGAUAAGGUGCAGGAUGGGGGAUGUGACCCCCAGAAAUCUGUGCAAGAAAACCUGGAAUUAGCAGAUGCCGAGUCGUGGUCGAAAGAACGAUACAGCGAGGAGACAAAGCCCAUGUUACCAAAGACCAGCAAACCGUCUGCAACUGAUGAGCAGGACCACACUGUCCAUGCCAUCCAACCAGGCUCCAGCCAGCAGCUUGGUAGUCAACCUGAGACCUCAAAAGAGCAGUCUGCUCUUCACAUACUGCGCAAUGUCAUCCUGAACCAGAGCUAUAUAUGCGCACUCAUCGCCAUGAUGGUGUGGAGCAUCACAUAUCACAGCUGGCUGACCUUCGUUCUGCUGCUCUGGGCCUGUCUGAUCUGGAUGGUGCGGAACAGACGCCAAUUCGCCAUGCUGUGCUCUCCUUUCAUCCUUCUCUACGCAGUAACGCUCUGCAGUUUGCAGUAUGUCUGGAGUAUGGACCUAGAGAAGGAGCUUCCCACACAACUCGGCUUUAUGAGACUGUCCCAGCUGGGCCUUGCCAGAGCGCCAUACCCCUGCCUCAACCUAGGGGCGAUGCUUCUAUACACCCUGACGUUCUGGCUCCUGCUCCAUCAGUUUGUCACCGAGCAGCUACUUAAACGAAAGAAGGUGACAGCCGCUCUAGAGGAGGUCACUGUGCCGGAGUCUGGUCAGCCCGCUGAGAAGAAUCUGCUGAAACGUUUUGGGGAUCAUGUGAUGAGUUUCUAUGCCAAAUACUGGAUAUAUGUCUGUGGAGGCAUGUUCAUAGUCGUCAGCUUUGCUGGGCAGCUCGUCAUGUACAAAAUUGUCUAUAUGUUCCUCUUUCUUCUCUGCCUGAUCAUCUUCCAGGUGUAUUAUGCCCUCUGGAGGAAACUUCUGAACUUUUUCUGGUGGCUGGUGGUGGCUUACACAAUGCUGGUCCUCAUCGCCAUCUACACCUUCCAGUUUGAAGAAUUUCCCAUGUAUUGGAGGAACCUGACGUCCUUCACAGAUGAGCAGUUGGGUGCCAUAGGGCUUGAACAGUUUAGCGUGUCCGAGCUAUUCACCAGUAUCCUGAUACCAGGCUUCUUCCUCCUGGCAUGUAUCCUUCAGCUCCAUUACUUCCACCGACCCUUCAUGCACAUCACGGACCUGGCACGAGCAUCAUCUCUUGGCUGUACCCCGUACAAGGACAGUAGUGAGGCAAAGGAGGAGGAGGCGGCAGCAGCAGUGACUUCUGGUACUGUCUGUGAAGGAGAAGAGGAGGAAGAGUGUGCUGAAGAUGGAGUUACUCUCAGCAAGUGGGACUUGGUUGCUCAACGUCUCACCGUCCUUUUUUACAAGUUCUCGGAGCUCCUGCACCGACUGCAGGUUUUCCUGUGGCGUAUCCUGGAGCUGCAUGUGAUGAAACUAGUGGCUCUGUAUAAUGUUUGGGUGGCCCUUCAGGAGGUGUCUGUGAUGAAUUUCCUCUUUGUGAUCCUGUGGACGUUCGCCGUCCCAUUUUCCCGCUUUCACCACAUGGCUUCCUGUCUCUGCACUAUCUGGACCUCGGUUAUCAUUGUCAUUAAGAUGCUGUACCAGCUGACCAUAGUCAUCCCGCAGACCUACUCUGUCAACUGCACGCAGCCUCUUUCCAACGGUACCAAUCUCCUGGAAGAAGAGAUCCUGAACUCAACCUUAUACCGGGCACCGGUCGAUCCUGCCAAUUGGUUUGGAUUCCGCAAAGGGUAUCCCAACUUGGGCUACAUUCAGAAUCACUUGCAAGUCCUUGUUUUGCUGGUGUUUGAGGCCAUAGUUUACCGGCACCAAACAUUUUACCGCAAGCGCUACCAGCUGGAGGUUCCCCGCAAUCAGACCGUGUUCCCAGAGGUCUGGCGGCAACAUCUUGAUCAAGGUCUGCUCAACUGCAUCAAAUAUUUCAUCAACUAUUUCUUCUAUAAGUUUGGAUUGGAGAUCUGUUUCCUGCUGACGGUGAAUGUGAUUGGCCAGCGAAUGAACUUCAUGGUGAUCUUCCACGGCUGUUGGCUAAUUGUUAUCCUGACUCGGCGGCAGAGGGUGAAGAUUGCCAAACUGUGGCCCAAGUACUGUGUGUUUCUGGUCUUUUUCAUGCUUUGGCAGUAUCUGCUGUGCCUGGGCAUGCCACCCGUGCUCUGUAUAGAUUAUCCGUGGAGGUGGUACAGAUUCUUUCCUGUUAACUCGGCUCUGAUCAAGUGGAUGUAUCUUCCUGACUUCUUCAUGGCCCCUAAAUCUACCAACCUCAUCUAUGACUUUUUACUACUGCUGUGCGUAUCCCAGCAGUGGAAGGUGUUUAUUAAUGAGAAAAAGGAAGAAUGGUAUACCGUGGCCGGGGAAAACACAGAGCAGAUAGAAUUCCCUGGUAGCAGGCCCAUCCUGGUCCCGAACUUCAUCAACUGUCGCUCCUACCUGGACAUGCUGAAGGUGGUUGUUUUCCGGUACCUCUUCUGGUUUGUCCUGGCGGUUGUGUUCAUCACAGGUGCUACACGAAUUAGUGUUUUCGGCCUGGGUUACCUGAUGUCCUGCUUCUACCUCCUCCUCUUUGGCACAGCCCUCCUGCAGAAGCCGGUGAAAGCCAGGCUGGUUUUAUGGGACUGUUUGAUCAUCUAUAACAUUGCCGUGAUACUGUCCAAGAACCUGCUUUCGGGCCAAACUCGCCUGAAUCGUGCCUGUGCUUGCUUCGCGUAG
Pseudophryne corroboree (corroboree frog) is the source of this 4755-nucleotide messenger RNA. It is a transcript of the gene PIEZO1, whose product is annotated as piezo type mechanosensitive ion channel component 1 (Er blood group). The record is from RefSeq and is a predicted model, not a curated record. Gene Ontology annotation, cellular component: membrane. Gene Ontology annotation, molecular function: mechanosensitive monoatomic ion channel activity. NCBI's taxonomy places the organism in Eukaryota, Metazoa, Chordata, Amphibia, Anura, Myobatrachidae. The coding region runs from base 1024 to 4755 and encodes 1243 amino acids. The transcript has 26 exons.